Nyctereutes procyonoides (raccoon dog) is the source of this 1644-nucleotide messenger RNA. RefSeq names its product C2 calcium dependent domain containing 4D (gene C2CD4D). The transcript is spliced from 2 exons. Lineage: Eukaryota; Metazoa; Chordata; Mammalia; Carnivora; Canidae. Bases 319 to 1260 code for a protein of 313 amino acids. The record is from RefSeq and is a predicted model, not a curated record.
ACCUGGAGGAAGGAGUUAAGAAGGCCAGGCUGAUGAGCUGGAGACAGAGCUCUGUUUAUCCAGGAAAAGAGGUCAUACUAGGCAAAAGGGAGGCCCCUGCCAGCUCCUCCCAGAAGGACUGGGCUGGGGGAGCAAGCUGGAAAGGAAGCUGCUCCCCUGUGGGCUCCGGAACACCUGCGGCCUCCGGGAGGCGGUGAAGCACAGGCCUCCCAGGAACGCUGAAUCCGCACCCUCUCGGUCCCGCGGCAUUCGGAGCCGGAGCCGGAGCCGGAGCCGCAGCCGCAGCCGCAGCCGCAGCCGCGCCCCCACCGCCCCCGCAUGUGGCUCUUGGAGAAGGCGGGCUACCGGCCGGGGCCGCGAGGGGCGCCGUGCAGCCUGCUCCCUGCGCGCCGAGCCCCGGGGCCGCCCGCCCGCGCCUGGCCCAACGUCCUCACCCCCGAUCGCAUCCCGCGGUUCUGCAUCCCGCCUCGGCUCCCGGACGCCGGCGGUGCCGAGCCCCCGGCCGGGCGCAGCCCCCCCGCGGCCUGCUCGCUGCCGCACCUGGCGGGCCGCGAGGGCUGCCCCUUCCUGCCCGAGAGCCCGCACACGCGCCGGCGCGAGUCCCUGUUCCACCCGCCGCCCGCCCCCGCCCCCGCCGCCGCCGCCGCCGCCGCGCUCCCCCGGAUGCACGUGUCCGCCCCGGACCUGCGCCUCUGCCGGGCCCCGUCGCCCGAGCCGUCGCACCCGCAGUCCCCGGGCGGGCCGCCGCUCUUCCACCCCGACGUCCCGUGCUGCCCGCUGCGGCCCGCCCGGGACAUCGUGCUGCGCCUCGGGCCCCGCGGCGGGCAGCUGCGGCUCUCGGCCGAGUACCAGGCCGGGCCCGGGCGGCUGCGCCUGCGCCUGGUGAGCGCCGAGGGCCUGCCCAGGUCGCGGGCCGGGCCCGGGGGCGGCGGCGGCGGCGGCGGCGGCGGCGGCGGCGGCUGCUGCGUGGUGCUGCGGCUGCGGCCGCGCGGCCGGCCCCGGGGCCAGCGGAGCCGCGUGGUCGGGUGCAGCGCCAACCCCAUCUUCAACGAGGACUUCUUCUUCGACGGGCUGGGCCCGCCCGACCUGGCCUCCCGCAGCCUGCGGGCCAAGGUGCUGGACCGGGGCGCGGGCCUCCGCAAGGACGUGCUGCUGGGGGAGUGUGAGACGCCGCUCGCCGCCCUGCUGCCGGCCCUGGGGGGCGGGGGGCGGUGCCUCGGUCCGGGGGCCGCGGCGGCGCCUGCCCAGCUCAGCCCGUAGACUGAGGGCCGGCUCUGCCUCAGAGAGGUCUCCUCCAGGCGUGUGGGUUCCUUCCUUUCAGCUGCCAGCCCAUAUUUAUUUUUGCUAAUAAAACGCCCCUCCUGGGCAGGCUGGCUCCUCUUGUUGGCACCCCACACUCAGAUCUGCAGCCUACUUUCCUCCCACUGCCCUGACUGCACCAGGGAUGGAAGAAGCUCAUCCUGGUAUAUGCUGAAUGGGAGCAGCUCUCUAGCGCUGGUUCUCAGACUUGCCUGAGCAUCAGAAUACUCGGCAUCAGCAAUCCUGUACCCCAUCCCCAAGAGCUGCUGAAGCUCCUUUAAUAGGUCGGGGGUUCUGGAGACCCGGGAUCGAGUCCCGCGUCGGGCUCCCGGCAUGGAGCCUGCU